Molecule: messenger RNA, 1514 nt
Organism: Neocloeon triangulifer
Lineage: Eukaryota; Metazoa; Arthropoda; Insecta; Ephemeroptera; Baetidae
Exons: 7
Coding region: 1-1053 (350 amino acids)
Source: RefSeq, a predicted model, not a curated record
AUGAAAGAGAAGCAAAUGAAAAAAGCGCCGAUUAAUUUGGAGCCAGAAGUUCCUCUUUUCGGGAGAGUUAAGGUGAAGGAAGAGCUCCGAACCUUGAAGCUGAAAUUUGUGCCGUGGAUGCUGGGCUCAGAACCUCCUGUCACAUUUCCUCGAGCGCCGUUUCAACUAAAAUAUGAGUUCAUUACUCCGUUGGGCAAAAUGGUUCUUGUCAACAACAAAAAUCAAAUUCGUGAUGAAACAGGCAAGACCAUCACCAUUGAAGGGUAUUGCUGCUAUGCAGCCCAUUUGAAUAUCUUGGUACUUUUAUGCAGAGAGGGCCUCGAACAAGCUGCAAAAGCUCUGCUGAGCCCUGAAAGCCCUGAGGAAUUGAAGAAGUUCCUGGCCUUGGCCAUAAUGAACAAAGAAAGUGUAACUGAGGACAUGAUUUAUUUAGCAACGAAGAUUGUCCAGGACAUGCAUUACCAGAAGAGGCCAGGAAGUUUCUCUUCACACGUCGAGCCCGUGCUAGAAAGGCUGUGCCUGAGCAGUGGCCAAAGAAAACUCUUUUGCCUGGCGUGUGGAACUUGGAGUUGCGACAAAAUUAAAUUUUUGCCCAAGAGGGCGUACUUGGAGUGCCUUAAAAGAGGGGUGAUGCCAGAGGAAAAAACAAUUGCUCUCAAAACAUACAAUCUCUGCUGCCUAGGUAAAAAGAAGGCCCAGUACAGAUUGAGCACUGAAGCCUUCAUGGUUAUUUUGGAGCGCGAGAAGGCAAACCUGGAAAAAAAGACCACCAUUGCCAUGAGCAAAGUUUUAAAGACUAAACAUUUUGCUCAUCAAAUGAAAGUGGCAAAUGUUCAGUACAGAUGCUAUGCUGUUCUGUUUAGAUAUCGUACUGACAAUUCCAGCCACAUUGUGCUUUUGUUGAUUCCCAAAAGUCUCAACAGCAAGGAUUUAAAAUUUGCCGACUGCAAUCACCCCUCAAAAUUGCAAUCCGUCGAGGGAAAGGAAGGCAGCGCAACAAACAAAAAAGGCGUUGUUGACAGCUUGAUUUUUAUUCGAGAUACAAGCGUUUAAAGCUUGCUUUUAAUUCACAGAUCCUUUGCUUUUUUUUUGUUUGUGAUAGUAAUGGACCAAAAACUGCUUUUAUCUAAUUGUAAUAAUGAUUGCUCUUUUUAACUAUUCUUGAAAAAAAAAAAAUGUUUGUAAAGUUUUAUAAUUAAGACAUUUUUUAAAGCUAGCUAUUAAAUUUACUGGGCGCAAAAGGGUGUGAUAAAGAGGGCUGUGUCUUACCCGCACACAAACUUAAUUGGCCGACUGGUCGUUGACGGUGCUCCUGCUGAGGUGGCAGUCUGACACUUUUCUUGGCAUGUGAUGAUCAAAAACGCUUUCUGUUUCAGUGCGGCCAAAAUGUUCAGAUUUUCUAUAAAAAAUAAUAGUGUUAGCAGAAGUUUUUAAAUCUAAAACAUUUUAGUAAUUGAUCUAUAUAUUAUUUAUUUCAAAAUUAUUAAUUUAUUAUGAGUCUUGUAAUUUUAAUG